AUGAGUCCUCCGACCGCCGAAGACCAGGCUGCACUUAUCAAGCAGUUUCGCCAACGACUUGUUGAGGAGGACCUCAUACACGAUGGCGAUACCAUUGGCACAGACGAUUGGACACUUGUACGAUUUCUCCGUGCUCGGCAGUAUGAUCUAGAUGCAGCAACAACGAUGUGGGCCACCAGCCAAGAGUGGCGCAAAACCAUCGGAGGAGUGGGCAUAGAUGAGCUAUUCAACGCGGAGGAUCCAUAUGAUUAUCCAGAACGCGAAAAGGUGUUCGAUUACUGGCCGAUGUGGUUCCACAAGACCGACAAGGAAGGUCGCCCGUUGAACAUCCAACUCUACGGUGGGAUCAACAUGCCAGAGCUAUAUAAGCAUAUCACCCCCGAGAAGUUCUGGCACAGCAUUGUCACGACGGCAGAGAGUAUACCCCGGGAGGUCAUGCCAGCAGCCUCGCGCGAAGCAGGGAAACAAAUAGAUGGGACAUUUGUAAUAGUAGACUUGAAGGGAUUCGGGCUGACUCAAUUCUGGCAAAUGAGGAACAUGGUCAGGGAUUCGUUUCAGAUGACGCAAGAUAACUACCCAGAGAUGAUGGCCAAGUUCUUCAUCAUCAACGCGCCCUAUUCGUUUACAACGAUUUGGUCCGUCGUCAAGCUCUGGAUUGCUAAGGAGACACUAGCGAAGAUAGACAUCCUUGGCUCCGAUUACAAGUCCGUCCUCCUUACCCACAUCGAUCCAGAGAAUCUGCCAGAGAGCAUGGGUGGAACUUGCAGGUGUGAGGACGUUGGUGGAUGUAAAUGGAAGAAGCCACCUCGCCGAUAG
Messenger RNA from Fibroporia radiculosa, 816 nucleotides. RefSeq lists its product as uncharacterized. Lineage: Eukaryota; Fungi; Basidiomycota; Agaricomycetes; Polyporales; Fibroporiaceae. The transcript has 5 exons. Bases 1 to 816 code for a protein of 271 amino acids. The record is from RefSeq and is a predicted model, not a curated record.